AGAACAGCAGCUCCACAGAGAUACAUUCAGAAGUCCUAUCCAGAGGUGCACUGCAGGACACAGACUCACAAACACUGAGACAACAUGAAAGCUGUUGCAGCCUUCUUGCUGGUGCUGUGUUACCUGGCUGGCAGUCAUGCAUGGAACUGCAAAGUUGGUCCACGGCUGUAUAACAUCAAACAGAUUGAUGCUGGACAGGGACAAGUGGUUGCAACAAACAAGUACAACCGGGCCUAUUACCUGAUUAGAACCUACUGGUACAGUAUGAGUUCAGACUACAUCAAGCAUGCCUCAGUGGGACCUGCAGGAAUUUGGGGAACUGACACCAAAAACAAGGUCUACAAAUACAUAGGUGGCAACUUCACACUUGUCAAUGGUCUGUCUAUGGAGCAGGUGGAUGCUGGAGGUGAUGGUCAGGUUGUUGGAGUUACACCCAGCACUUAUCGCGCCUACUGUUUGAGAGACAGUUACUCUCUGGCUUACAAAGGAACUGGUAGCGUGAGCUGGAAUUACCACUCAAGGAUUCUGAAGUACUACACCUGCGGCCCAAAGUACGGAUGCUGGGGAGUCGACUCGAGUUCGCGAGUCUACCACACACCGAGAGUCACCCCGAGCAGCUGCAGCUAUAGUAGCUGGAGAUAUGUGUCAGGACUGUCCAUGAAAAUGAUUGAAGUGGCAAGUGAUGGAAGUGUGUUUGGAGUGGCUACAAAUGGCCGGGUGUACCAAAGAACUGGCAUCUACAGCUCUCGCACAUAUGGCCUGUCUUGGUCCUAUGUCUCCAUGCAAAAGCCCAUCAGCCACGUGACCUACGACCUGGGCAAUCUCUGGGCAGUGACCACCUCUGGUUUGCUUCUGCAGUGCUCACAAUAAUAUUGUCAGUGUGGCAGAUGUUUAGUGUGCACCACUCUCUGUUUGUCAUGGAAGAUGUCUUGGCUUUCGUCUCUAUAAAGUUCGAUGCUUUCUUUACACUAUUCAGUGCACACAAUUAAAAGAUGAUUUGCAUUAGAUUUUUUUCUUCAAUGUAAUGUCUUUUUAAAUAAAGAACAUAAAGACAACAUUGUAAAUUACAUUAGGCAAAUAGUUUUUCUUUAAAUAAUCAAACUCACUGAACUGUGGAACAAAUAUGUGACAAUAACAGCUGUGCUAAACUGGUCACUUUUAGGAAUCCUGGGGAUGUGUAACUCGUACCUGUCAGUUGGCUUACUUUGUACUCUGUUAAUAAAUGAUACUGGAAUCAGUUUCAUCUGACUUUUG
Molecule: messenger RNA, 1254 nt
Organism: Lates calcarifer (barramundi perch)
Lineage: Eukaryota; Metazoa; Chordata; Actinopteri; Centropomidae
Product: fish-egg lectin-like
Exons: 5
Coding region: 85-870 (261 amino acids)
Source: RefSeq, a predicted model, not a curated record